Messenger RNA from Aplysia californica (California sea hare), 3547 nucleotides. Its product is annotated as divergent protein kinase domain 1A-like. Gene Ontology annotation, molecular function: calcium ion binding. The record is from RefSeq and is a predicted model, not a curated record. Lineage: Eukaryota; Metazoa; Mollusca; Gastropoda; Aplysiida; Aplysiidae. The transcript is spliced from 9 exons. The coding region runs from base 280 to 1512 and encodes 410 amino acids.
AGUUCGUUUUGUAGGUGUAGUCUAGGGUACCCGUAGUCUAGAUCUAGAGAUCGAAGUGGACAAGAACUCUACUUGUAACUAGCAAGGGUGACGUCCAGGGAAGACCUAGAGAUCUACCUCUCUCUGACUCUGCGACUGAAAGUGGUCCUCUGUAACUAGCAGUCAAUGUCUUGUGUGGCAUCAGAGCAUGACCAUCAUUGAGAACAGAUGAUUUAUUCUGGCUUUUCUCAUGGCUGACACUGUGUCUGAUGAUCUUUGUUGAGUCCUGGUGGUCGGAGGAUGAAACUACGACUGCGGCUGAAAUGGAAAUAUGCUCUGCGCCAGUUUCUAGCCAGAUGCCUAGCAUACUUCCUGCUGGGUGCGACCUUGUGUCAACGCUACAUCUACGCCGUGCUCUGUGUGUGCGGGGUCUCGCUACUGCUGCUUUGGGCCAGCUACGAGAGCACUUCCUGUCGCACGCUCAAUUUACCGGAUUCUUUGUGUGCCGAGUAUGCCAGGAAGGAUGUGGCGGGGACCCUGUGCGAGGACGUCUGCCAGACCAUAACCAUUGACACAGAUGGCUGCGUGGACACCUCCCAACGCUUGCUGAUUCUCCAGAAGGGCAUGAACCGCCUGGUGAUGACGGACACGUUGGGUCACCCCCACGCCCUGCUAGAGGAGGGCUACUCGGUGCAGCAGUUCCUGGAGCGGCUGAGGGCCUUUGUCCGUCAUGAGCUGGGAGAGGGGGACCACUCUGUCCUCAUCAAACGCCUCUUCAAGGAGUUCGAUCGCAGCGGGGAUGGAAUGCUGCAGCUGGGAGAGGCUCAGAGCCUGUGGAGACUCUUGCGGCAGCCAUACUUCUUGUCCUUUUUCAUCUUCCAGGACAGCCCGUCUGUACCGUACUUAAACGGCACCUGCGGUCAGUUGACCGUCUGGCACGAACCGUACAACCGUGCCCGUCAUGUCCUGUACCGCCGCGCCUCCCCCUGGCCCCUCAGCAUGUUCUCGGACACCGCCUAUCGCUGGACACUGCCGUCCUGGAUGCGAAGGGCAAAGGUCGUGAUGAGUCUGCUGGAGCUAGUGGAGGAAAUGUAUGAGAAGGAGGGGGUCAGAUAUCACCUAUGUCACAUGGACGGCCUGACCCUUCACAUGCACCCGAAAGAUUUCGAAGUACUGAUAUCCCACAAUGCAAUGCUACUGUCAGCGAGACAGGUCCAGAACCGACUGAGCAACAUGACGUGUCGCCGCCACUCGGACUGCUACCUCACAGAGCAGUGUCAGACCUCGUGUGACUAUCAGACGGGACGGUGCACAGACUCACUGGUCCGACCCACUCUCUCGUUCGUCUGUGAGAUCAUGGAGGAGUAUCUGUUGUUCGACACGCCGAAACAGAUCAAGGCCAACCUGACUCGUUUGAUCCGCCGAUGCGUGUUGUUGGGCCGUCGCUCAGCCAGCAUUGUCACACAUUCCGUUUUACUGAUCGAUUUGAAGAAUGUGAUAUGGAACUUCAUACAGUACGCUGUAGUGAAAUAGCAGGCAAAGAGGCAGAACACGUGUGGGGACUCUGCCCGUACACUAGUUCUGUCAAUUCCAGAGUUUUUUCAUCUUCAUGUGCAAGAACUGUUCAUUUGGACAUAUACUAGUUUAUAAUUCAUACUCAGAACUGAAAACAGCAUUUGCAAUGUUCAGGGGUGUAACUGAUUUGAAACCAGAUGCCACUGGGUGUGGUGUCUGAUUGUUUUAAUCUCAAUUAUUGAAUAAUUCCUCACUGCCAGAGUGUGGUAAACACUGAGAAGAAAGAUGAUCCAUGUUUUUGUUGCGUGCUGUUUAUGUUUUAUGAAGUUUGAAGUCAGUCAGUGGUGAUGGUGUGGCCCUGAAUGAGACUACUACAACUUUAUCUUAUCUGGCUUUACUUCGUGUGUCAGUUGUUGGAAACUGGACUUUUUUGUUGUUGUCUCAAAUGUCUUUGACAGUGGAGUACAAGUUGAUGUGUGUCUCAUUAAGUAUUCAGAGAUAUCUGUUUUUUGGCUGUGACUUCUUGUACUGUGCAUAUUUCAGGCAUUAUUUCCGUGUUAGGAACUUUAAUGAGUUUCUAAUCGUGUGCCAAUUCAUUUUUCAAAUUUUAAUGUCUGUGUUGUGAGACUUGGGCAUUUCUUGAUAUGAAAAUAUUUCUUUCUCAUAUUGCGUAGACAGGAAAAUGAUGUUGGGCAUUUGAAUUAAUUAUUGAAACGUUUCUCAUUAGUUUUCCUUAAUAAUGUAUUGAUUAAGGAGUAUUUUUCUUUCCCUUUGUCAGGGAACAAAUUGUUGUAUUUGUUAUAACCAAACCAAAGCCUGUAUCUGAAUUGUGAAAAAGUACCAAGCUAGUCAUGGUCGAAACAGCUGGCUCGUGGGAGAAGUUGUUGUCUCCAACAAGUUUAUAAAGCUUUUGAGAUUUUGAACGUUGUUAAGGUUUUGUAAUUGAGUGGGUGCCUGAUUGAUGUCCCUGAUGAGGUCUUCGCUUUCUUGCAGGGGUCACCAAACUUUUGUGUAUUUAUUGAUUUUUGGUGGGCCAGAUAACUAAGAAAAAGCUGAGCUCUGGCCAGAUAACUAUUUUGUUCAAAAUUAUAAACUGAAUACAUAAUAGACACACAAAAAUUGGGACCACAAACAUAGUAUAUAUUAACCAAAAAGUCAUCAAAUUAAGUAGUGUUGUAUCUGCCAAAAGCCCGCCCAAUGCUCGAGGCACAUUGAAAAAAAUAUUGGCCCAACCUUAGGCAGAGACCCAACACUCUCUGGGCGCCUGGAGGACCUGCGGGAAACAGCAGCCUUCUCGCUAAAGACUGGAAUGUCCAUGAGCAGAAGAAAUUGGAAGAGUAAUGUUGUAAUAAGGUAGUUACGUCACACCAAAUGCGCAUAAUAUAUAUGUGAAUCUCAGAAGCCAAGCAGCUAGACUGUGAUGCAGUAGUUGGAGGUUAUCAAGUCUAUAAAAACACUAUUUUCACUGUAAAGUUCAAUGAAAAUUAUUAUAUUAUUUUGUUGAUCAAGUCCUGAGUACAGAAAUUGUUAAAAUUAAAUCAUUUUGUUGAUCAAGUCCUGAGUACAAAAAUUGUUAAAAUUAAAUCAUUUUGUUGAUCAAGUCCUGAGUACAAAAAUUGUUAAAAUUAAAUCAUUUUGUUGAUCAAGUCCUGAGUACAAAAAUUGUUAAAAUUAAAUCAUUUUGUUGAUCAAGUCCUGAGCACAGAAAUUGUUCAAAUUAAAUUAUUUCGUUGAUCAAGUCCUGAGCACAGAAAUUGUUAGAAUUAAAUUAUUUCGUUGAUCAAGUCCUGAGUACAGAAAUUGUUAAAAUUAAAUUAUUUCGUUGAUCAUGUCCUGAGUACAGAACAAACACAUCUUCCAAGAUAAAUUUUCUUCCUUCUUGGUGGCACAGGACGGGACAGACAAACUGCCCUUACAGGCUGGACCUGGCCCGCUGGUGGUUAUUUGGUGACCCCUGCUCUGUUUGGACAAUUCCUUACAAUUUGUUUUUGCUGUUUAAUUUUUUAAAGUUAUAUACAGUGAUGUUCAAGGGACAACUCCAGUAUGUGUGUGC